AUGCGGGCGACAACUGAAUCAGAUUCCGAAUAUCUAGUUGAUACAAAAAAUUGUCGUACUACUGUUAAGUGUAAACGAAAAUCAUUAAAGAAGACAAUUAAAUUAAUUCAUGGACGCUGUGUUGUGAUUUAUAGAGGGAGUGGUGACUUAUUACCCAUUGCAGCAAAAGAUGCUGAUCGAAACUGUUAUUGUGAUUUUGUUUUUGUUGUACAUGAUAAAAAUUCACAAGUAGAACGUAGAAUGUCUCCUGCAAUACCUAGAACGACAUCUGCUUUAAAAGAGACUCGUAUUUCUGAAGGCAAAUUAUUCGGAGAUACUAAAUACGUUACGAAAAAAACAGUAAGAAAAAUGGAGCAAGAUGACGAUGAUUCUGUUGACUUUCACGAAUCUCUAGAUGAUGACGAUAUAAACGAAAAUGUUAGACAUUUUCGUAAUACAAAUUAUACGAAAGAUUGUGCUACUUCAAAUUCAACAGUAACAACCACUUCAAUUUAUAAUAUAGAUCAAAAGAAUAUGAUAAAUAAUUGUUUAUCAGAGGCGCAAAUACUAACGAAUUUGAAACAGGAUGAUGAAAGUGAAGAGUUUGAUGAUGAUAAUGCAGAAGAACAAUCAGUUAAUCAACAAACAGAAAAUUCAAUGGUUAGUACUGAUAACGCGUAUGACAUAAUUAACGGGAUGCAGAUUAUCACGACGCACGAGAAAUAUGAGAAAGACGGAAUCAAUCAACAUACUGAUAAAAUUUCUGAAAAACAAUGCAAUGGUGAAGAUGAACUCAUUUUGUUGAAAGAAGAAAUAGAUGUCACCGAUUUUGAGGACAUACCACUCGUUUACUAUCAAAAUAGAAUAAUACACGGGUGA
Molecule: messenger RNA, 858 nt
Organism: Didymodactylos carnosus
Lineage: Eukaryota; Metazoa; Rotifera; Eurotatoria; Philodinida; Philodinidae
Source: the annotation of a GenBank genome assembly